This is a messenger RNA of Brassica rapa (field mustard), 1404 nucleotides long. RefSeq names its product putative U-box domain-containing protein 46. Gene Ontology annotation, biological process: protein ubiquitination. The record is from RefSeq and is a predicted model, not a curated record. Gene Ontology annotation, molecular function: ubiquitin-protein transferase activity. NCBI's taxonomy places the organism in Eukaryota, Viridiplantae, Streptophyta, Magnoliopsida, Brassicales, Brassicaceae.
AUGGAGGAAUCAACGGCAGCAAACGCCGCUACUCUGAGGAUGGAGUUAAAGAAGACGAUGACGGAGAUACUCGACGACGGAGGCGUAAGCGAAGAUCGCGGCGAGACUGACGGAGCCUUGGUAGCAGUUGACGAGGCGGUUAGAAUCCUGAAUCGUCUGAGGGAAGUUGAAUCGAAGAUGCCGGACUCAGCAACUUCUUCGUCUUCUCCGGCUUCUGUGCUCGAAGUGCCAAAAGAGUUCAAGUGUAUGCUCUCGCGUGCGAUCAUGAGCGAACCUGUAGUCAUUGCUUCUGGCCAGACCUACGAAAAGAGAUACAUCCAACAGUGGCUGAUGUAUAAAGUGACAUGUCCCAAGACCAAAGAAGUCCUCUCUCACCGUUUGUGGGUACCCAACCAUGUGAUCGCUGAGUUGAUUACGGAAUGGUGUCAAGUCAACAAGUACGAUUUGCCAAAACCAUCUGAUGCACCCGUUGGACUAUUCCCUGAUGACAUUGACCUAUUGCUUGAGAGGAUCUCCUCCCCCUCCUCAGUUGAAGAUAAGACAGGAGCUGCAAACGAGCUGCGACGUCAGACCAAGAGAUUUGCCGAUGUCCCGGCCUUCUUUGUCGCUGAGAUCCCUGAAUCCAUCACACGGUUGCUCACUCCGCUCUCUGCUUUGGGCGAGGACAUUGACUCGAACCCGGGCCUUCAGAAGGAUAUCAUCACCGCAUUGCUCUACAUCUCGUGUCUUGAGGAGAACAAAACAGCAGUUGCUCAGCACCCUCUUGCGAUCCCACUGCUUACGAAGUCACUGAAGCAGGGGAUUGCCAAGACACGAAGAAACUCCGCAGAGGCGUUAUGGGAACUUUCGAAACUUGAUUCUAACAAGAUCCUCAUCGGGAACUCAGAGACACUGGAGGCUUUGGUUCAUGUUAUCAAAGAGGAUCAUUUCACUGCCGCCAUAGGUGCCGCUUAUGCUGUUUUCCAACUCUGUUGCCUACCGGAGAAGAGGGACAAAGUGGUUUCAGAAGGUUUGGUUCCCGCGCUGAUCAACAGGAUUAAAGAAAGAAGCUUUGUGUAUAUCUACUUUGCUCUCUUGUCGCUUAUGACUACACAAAAAGGGGUGAUUGAAGAAAUGGAGGAUCUAGGGUUUGUCGAUGAUAUGUGCAGUAUCUUGAGGAAUACGAGUUGCUCAGUGACUGAAGAGAACGGUGUAUCGAUCGUCCUCCUUCGCAUGUGCGGUCUGAGCACGGGUGACAGAGAUAGAGAGAGGACUAGGCUGAAACUGAUCAAAGAAGAGGAGGAUAAAUACUCGACAUUUACGAAGUUUGCAACGCAAGGAUCACAACGUACAGUGGCAGAAGCAGAAGCGGUUUUGCAGUGGAUCAAGAAGUCCGGACCGUCCGGUACAGGUGCCGAGCCAUAA